AUGUUAUUGCUUUUCGACGCCGAUGUGAAUGUUUUGACGUACCUAUUAUUAUUAUUAUUAUUAUUAUUAUUAUUAUUAUUAUUAUUAUUAUUAUUAUUAUUAUUAUUAUUAUUAUUAUUAUUAUUAUUAUUAUUAUUAUUAUUAUUAUUAUUAUUAUUAUUAUUAUUAUUCAUCCAGUAUUAUUUGUGUUAUUGUUAUUUGUUAGUGUGCUGA
Necator americanus (New World hookworm) is the source of this 213-nucleotide messenger RNA. RefSeq lists its product as uncharacterized. NCBI's taxonomy places the organism in Eukaryota, Metazoa, Nematoda, Chromadorea, Rhabditida, Ancylostomatidae. The record is from RefSeq and is a predicted model, not a curated record. The transcript is spliced from 2 exons. Bases 1 to 213 code for a protein of 70 amino acids.